Molecule: messenger RNA, 3979 nt
Organism: Actinia tenebrosa (Australian red waratah sea anemone)
Lineage: Eukaryota; Metazoa; Cnidaria; Anthozoa; Actiniaria; Actiniidae
Source: RefSeq, a predicted model, not a curated record
UAAUGUGUAUACCUGAUGUAAGCUAGUUUACAAUUAUAUAUUUAACGUUUAUAGUACUUUAAAGAACAGUCMGUCAGUGCAGUGAAGUAAGUCAGUGUAGGUUGAUGCCAGUUGGCACAUAAAGAAGGUGAACUAAGUCGAAAAUCAGCAGCCGAUCGAUAUAACAAACGGCACGGCAAACACUGGCAAUAUAAUCCUUCGAGGCGGAUCUGCCGAUGAUUUAAGGAGGCGUUGCUGGUUAUGAGGUUCAUUUCAGCUCUUUGAUUUAUAUUUAGAAAGUGCAUAAAAGAUGUUGUGCCAAAUGAGGCCACGUGAAUUCACUGAGUUUUCUACACAUCAUGCAUCUUGUAAACACACCCUAUCUUUCUGAAGAAGAAUGUUUAGCUUAAGAACACUUUCAUGCGGACUAAGAAAAAGARAGAAAAUCAAAUUAUGGCUUAAACCUCAAGGAUACAAAAGAAUUAUUUGCCAGUGUAAGAAAAAGAUCAGAGUCGCACGGAAAAAUGGUGACAUACAGGGACAGCUGAAAUAUACUUCUCUUCUGGUAGAAAUCUAUUACUUGCUGAAACUUUACGCUCAUGUUAUCRAUUACAGCAAAAGAUGUAUUGACGUUGCUAAGGCGGUCGGCGACAAACCAAGUGAGCUGAAGGCUUGCUAUUUCCUUGUAAAAACCUAUGACGUACAGAGAAAAUACGAUGCUGAUGCUAUUUAUUACAGUGAGCUAUGCACUAAACUCGCAGAAGAGGUUAAAGAGGUUAAAGAAAAGAAGUACUUUUUUAGAGCCUGUUAUUUACUGAUCAAAGCGUAUGGAUUACUGAAUCAGUACGAUUCUGCUGUGAUUUAUGCUAAGAAAUACCUUAAAUACUCAGAAGAAACUGGUGACAAAGAACGUGAGUUCAAGGCAUGUUAUUUACUGAUAAUAGCUUGUGAUUWGUUGAAGCAAUACGAUAAAAAUACGACCUUUUACUGUCAAAAAUGCAUUGACAUCACAGAGAAGACUGGUGACAAGAAAAUCAAGUUAAAGUCAUGCUUGAUACUGGUGAAAACGUACGAAUAUUUGCAGCAGUAUGAUGAGGUUGCCAUUUCGUAUUGCAAAAAAUGUCUAUACAUUUUAAAGGAGACAGGUAACAACCCGCAAAUUGAAUUGAAGACGUGUUAUUUACUGUUGAGAGGUUAUGACUUAUUGGAGAAGUACGAUUAUGCUAUUCCAUACGUCAAUAGAUAUAUGGAAAUCGCAGAGAACACCACUGACACACUGAGUGAGCGGGAAUGCCAUUAUUUCCUUGAAUUUGCAUUGAAGCUUGCUAAAGCUCUUUUCUUCAAGAAAAAUUACGAUGAGGCUGUCACUUAUUGCAAGAAAUGUGUUGAAAUUGCUCGUCAGAUGGAUGACAAAAGAGGAUUAACAAAGACCUAUUUGUUACUUGGAAGAGUGUACUACUCCCUGAACCAGUAUAAUGAAGCUAUCGUCUAUUGUAGGAAAUGCAUUCUCAUGGAGCUAUUUGAUGGUAAACAAGAUGAGAUCGAUGCAUACUCUAUACUUGUGGAAGCUCACUGCUUUCAGCAGAACUACGAUGAUGCCAUAACUAAUGGAAAAAGAUGCAUCCGUAGGGCACAUGAAACCAAACAAGAACAUGCUUUAACAGAUGUCUACUAUUUUAUYGGAGAAGCAUCUUACUUUUUGAAUAGGUACGAUGAUGCUAUCAAAUAUUGCGAGGAAGGUAUUGCCAUAGCAACGCAAAAUGAUAACAAAUCUCGUGAGAUUGAAAGCUGCUUGCUGCUUGCCAAAGCGUUUUAUGAACGCCAAUGGUACGAUGCUGCUUUAGUUAAAAGCAAAAAAUGUAUUCACAUUGCAAAUCAGGAGGGCAACAAAUUAUCUGAAAUGGRGGCCCAUUUGUUGGCUGGAAAAUCUUGUUUUUCCCUGAAAUACUACGAAGAAGCCAGCUUUUAUGUCAAGAAAUGCAUCAAAAUGGCACAAGAGAACGGCCACUUGAAAUUUGAAUUAGAUGCUUGUAUUGUCAAUGCAAGGCUUUUUCAUUCAAAAGGCAGCACAAGGGAACUUGUAUCAGCUAUAGCUCAGAGUCUGGUUUUAGCAGAGGAACUUCGUGAUAGUCCUGCUAAGCGAUCUGUUGUUGAAAUAAUUUUUGCUUUUCUUGAACAGCAGGACAAUGGCAAGAAUUCAAUGACAGAUAAUUCSAAACCCGAAUUUUAUCAAACACUUGUAAGUGUUGUAAGUCUGGGCAAUGAGAAGGAAACAAUGAAGAAAAUCGAGAAACUGAUGGUUUUACAUGAGAGGUACGUUCACCAAGUACAAGAUGAUGAAUGCACAAAAGCAAUUGCCACUUUAAAGCAAAUAGCAGAUAUUGACCUAAAUUCGAUAAAGAUUUUCCUUAAGUCAUUUUGCCAUCAGAAAAUGGGUUGUCUUUACUUGGAUCUUGACCAGAAAGAGGAAGCAAUAAGCCAACUCCGUAAUGCAAUAGAUUGCGCAGAAGAAGUUGGCUCUGCAGUUAUCAAAAAUAAAAUAAUUCUUAAUUGCAGUAGAAUUCUGGGGAUGGCAUACUUCAAAAGUGGGGAAACUGAACAGUCCAUUUUCUUUUUAARAAAAUUCAUUGGUUGUAUUGACUUCUUUGUUGAGAGCAUGGAAGCUGAUGAAAACACUAUCAUUGAUUUUAUUGACAAAAACAACGAUUGCUACAAUUACUUGGCAAAAGCUCUGAUCAAGACGAAUCGGAUUCAGGAAGCCCUGCUAGUUUUAGAACAACGUACUGCUAGAGCUUUAAAAGAACAGUUGAUGUCAAGACAUGAAAUUAACAAAACCGCACAAGAGCGCCAUAAAGAUCACUUAACAUAUUGUGACAUCAUGUCACUAGUUUCAAGAAACAAGUACUCGAUUUUAUUUUGUUCUGUCUUUCCUGAUUGUAUGUACACAUUUCUUGUCGAGGAAGGCACAGUUUUGCAGUUUCGGCAAUUUUCAUCCCCUAAAGCAGACACUGAAAGCUUAGUUAAUACAAUGCUCGAAAGUUUCGCAAUCAACAAGAAAAUCAGAACAUUGUCCGAUAUGGACAUCAACAUCAUUUCCCAUGAGAAUAGUUCUUGUGACAUAGACCAAGAUAUUGUGAAGGCGGUUGGAAGAAUAUUGGCGUAUUKUGGUUGUUCUCCUCGUUCUAGAACUCCCAAGGAGCCGUGUGAAAACGUUGAUGUAGGCAGUAUCACAAAUGAUUUAGAAAUUCUGUACCAUAACUUAUUCGGUAAAAUGUCAAUUAAGCAAGAUGAAAUUGUGAUCAUUCCGGAUGGUCCUUUAUACAAAGUGCCGUUUGCUGCYCUACGAGACCCAGAUACUGGUYGGUAUCUUUCAGAAACGAAACGUAUCAGAAUUGCCMCUUCUAUAAAAACACUGAAGUUGCUUCAAGAAAUUCCAGUCGACCAGAAUAAAAAUCCUGCUCUUGUUGUAGGCAACCCUUUGGUUGGUGAAGUAAUGCUAGAUGGGGAAAAGAAAAAUGUUCGUCCAUUAAGUGCAGCCUUUCGCGAGGCGAACGCAGUAAGUAGUAUACAUAAUGUCAUGCCAYUGACAGAAGGAAUGGCAACAAAGCAAGCUGUAACAGAACGAUUACAACGAGAACUAUCUCUUGUUCACAUUGCUGGACACGGAUGCAGUAGUAUAGGGGAUGGGGUGUUGGACGACCUACAGAAAACGAAAGAAGAAUUGCUGCUGCGAAUAGGCGAUCUGGAGAAACAGCUGCCAACCGCGGCGGAGAGCGAUUUGGAAAGCCUAUCCAGCGAGUCAGAGGAUUUGUCCGAAGAAGUAGAGGAGAUAUCCACGAAAAUGGACUGGCAGAUAGCUGGGAAUGUGCUAUUCGCCGUCUUGGGUAUUGGAGCGCUUGUUUGGGCCACCAGACAAGAACCCAAAGUUGUAUACAAAUAUAUUCCACACGAACCAAAGCCUAGGGAGCCACCAAAGGGAAGGAUUCCAGAGAUGGAGUAG